ACCCACCACGUUGCUCACUCUUCCAAUCUAUAUAUAUCUUAAAAAUAAGUAAAAAAAGUAGAAAAACUAACAAGGAUGGCGGACAUAAGAGGUAGGGGUGUUAUAUGUGACGAGAGGUGCGGCUGUCCUUCACCGUGCCCCGGUGGUGUUUCCUGCAGGUGCAAGAGUGGACGCAUGGAGAGCGGUGGUGGUGAGGUGGAGCAUAAGAAGUGUUCGUGUGGUGGUCAUUGUGGAUGCAAUCCUUGCAGCUGCUCCCAAGCUACACCGUCGGAGGGCACCGGGAAAGCCUUUUGCAAGUGUGCUGAUGGUUGUACUUGUGUCACUUGUUCCUCUUGAAUCCGAUAACAACCUUUAUCUAGUGCAUAAACCCUGUUUAUGUGAUGUAUGUAGAAAAAUAAUAAGAUAAAUAAGAUGCUUUUUUCUUUUUUUG
Messenger RNA from Helianthus annuus (common sunflower), 430 nucleotides. RefSeq names its product metallothionein-like protein 4B. Lineage: Eukaryota; Viridiplantae; Streptophyta; Magnoliopsida; Asterales; Asteraceae. Gene Ontology annotation, molecular function: zinc ion binding. The record is from RefSeq and is a predicted model, not a curated record. Bases 76 to 336 code for a protein of 86 amino acids. The transcript is spliced from 2 exons.